CCAGAGCAUAAAUCAGUCUGUCUUCUAAACUUUCCUCACAAGGUCUCCAUUCAGUCUCUGCCUCAUUCCACAGGUCCCUUCACGGAUGUCGUCACCACCAACCUAAAGCUUGGCAACCCAACAGACCGAAAUGUGUGUUUUAAAGUGAAGACCACAGCACCACGUAGGUACUGCGUGAGGCCUAACAGUGGAAUCAUCGAUGCAGGGGCCUCGAUUAAUGUGUCUGUGAUGUUACAGCCUUUCGAUUAUGACCCCAAUGAGAAAAGUAAACACAAGUUUAUGGUUCAGUCUAUGUUUGCUCCGACUGACACUUCUGAUAUGGAAGCAGUAUGGAAGGAGGCAAAACCGGAAGACCUUAUGGAUUCAAAACUUAGAUGUGUGUUUGAAUUGCCAGCAGAAAAUGAUAAACCACAUGAUGUAGAAAUAAAUAAAAUUAUACCCACAACUGCAUCAAAGACAGAAACACCAACGGUAUCUAAAGCUCUGAGUUCUUCUUUGGAUGACACUGAAGUUAAGAAGGUGAUGGAAGAGUGUAAGAGGCUGCAGGGGGAAGUGCAGAGGCUCCGGGAGGAGAACAAGCAAUUCAAGGAAGAAGAUGGACUCCGGAUGAGGAAGACCGCGCAGAGCAACAGCCCUGUUCCUGGGUUGGCCGCGGCUGUGAAGGAGGAGGGCCUUAGCGCCCGGCUCCUCGCGCUGGUGGUCUUGUUCUUCAUCGUUGGCGUGAUCAUAGGGAAGAUCGCCUUGUAGAGGUGGCAGGCAAAGGGUGGCACACUGGAUUGAUGCCCGCCAUACCAUGGGGUUUGAAUUUAUCAUAACCAUGUGUAAAAAGAAGUUAACGUGUGAUGACAUCUCACAGGUCUUGCCUUUAAAUUACCCCCUCCCUUCGCGUGCGCACGCGUGCACAUACACACACACACACACACACACACACACACGCAAUUAUAACGUAACAAUCUUUUAGAAAGUGAAAAAUGUAUAGUAAAUGAUUGGGGGGAAAAGAAUGGUCUUUAUUAAUGACAAGGGAAACCGUGAUUAAAUUGUAAUGGCAUGUUGUAAGUGUCACUUUAAACAUUUGUAGCCUUGGUACAUGUGGCUGGGUUGAUUACCUCUCUUAGAACAAGACACUCUUCCUGCCUGUUGGUGCUGGCCCUUGGGGAGCAGGAGCCCAGUGCGGCGGGGAGGGCCGUCACCUCCACGUAGCAACCCCCACCUGUUCACUCAGCCCCGGGCUGAUGCUCCACCUUCCGCUCUGCCCUGCCCCUGGCUUUUAGUUCCUUGGGACUGAUGAACAGGGUCAGAGGCCAAUGGCAUUGUGCUGUGGUGGCGUCGGAUCUGUCUGUCAGGAGUGGGAGUGGGGAGUGGGAGGCGGAUGCUGACCGACUGACCCAAAACUUUGGAAGUGAAAGUCAAUGCUUUGUUCUCUUAAAGGGACCAAGCUAAAUUACUGUUGGUUCAUGUAGUGAGAUUGAAUUGUUAUUCAGAAAUGUUUAAUGCAUAUUUAACUUAUUUAAUGUAUCUCAUCUCAUGUUUCCAUAUUGCCACAAGAUUUAUAAUUAAUGCUGUGGCCUAAAGAUCACCUUUGCUACUUAAUGCCGGUGGGUGAUGCUGGCAUUGCUGCUGAAGGGCCGUGGGCUCCUUUCUUUGUGGAGGUUCUGGGCUCUCCGUACACGUGGAGGUGUGGUUGGUUUGAAUGUUGGAGAACAGCUGCCAGGAAGUGUUUCUCUGUGUAAAUAAAUAACUACCGUCAAAGAGAGGGAAGUUCUUAGUAGCAGCAGUGAACUCUGUUACCCUUUCAAAUGGAGAAGACUAGCCGAUCUUCUGUUCCUUCAUUGCCCCUCUACCACCACGCCUACUUCCAGCACGUGUGCCCCUGGUCUGGUCCCGACCUUUCCCAUGUGACCCUUGCUCGGAAUGGGGCGCCAGAAUGGUAGCAGACACGGAACCAGCUGGGUGGGGCGGGGGAGGGGUGAGAGGCUCUUCAGAUAAUCGUCGAGUAGUGAUGGAGAGUUUGACUGUAAAUGAAUUUUAUGCCAUAAAAGACCAAUCCAAUUCUGUUUGACUAUGUAGCAUCUUAAAAAGAAAAAAAUUAAAAUAAAGCCCCAGAAUUAAGAGUU
Molecule: messenger RNA, 2114 nt
Organism: Ailuropoda melanoleuca (giant panda)
Lineage: Eukaryota; Metazoa; Chordata; Mammalia; Carnivora; Ursidae
Gene: VAPB
Product: VAMP associated protein B and C
Exons: 5
Biological process (GO): endoplasmic reticulum membrane organization
Cellular component (GO): endoplasmic reticulum membrane; plasma membrane
Molecular function (GO): FFAT motif binding
Source: RefSeq, a predicted model, not a curated record